This is a messenger RNA of Drosophila takahashii, 1006 nucleotides long. Lineage: Eukaryota; Metazoa; Arthropoda; Insecta; Diptera; Drosophilidae. The record is from RefSeq and is a predicted model, not a curated record.
UCGUGCUGGUUAAUAUUUUUGACCGCGUGUCGACAUAGACAAAAAUUUGGAUUGAAGUUAAUUGAACCAAAAAUAAAGAAACAUUUUCUUGACCAAAAGUAGCCAGAAAUGCGCUGCUCUUUUGAGCUCGAUCGCAACGAUCCCAUAUACUUCGCGGGAGAAAGAAUAAAAGGCCGGGCUCUACUUACAACGAAGUCAACUCUAAGUUUCUACCAGAUUUUUAUACUUUUCGUUGGUGAAGGCAAGGUGCGAUUUCGCGCUUGUGACAAGGGAGAGUCAGCACAUGUGGUAUUCCGGGGCAGGCAGAUAUUCGUCGAUACCCAGACCAAUGUCAUACAAUCCAGAACGCUGCCAGCCGGCACUCACACCGUUUCCUUUGAUAUUUCCGUGCCAUCGGACUGUCCUACGUCGGUGGUGACGGAAUUUGGAAAAAUCUGGUACGAGAUCAAACUUUGCAUCUUGAAGGUCGGUGCACACAACAUCCACAAAUUUAAGAAACCACUGACGGUCCUGCAACCGAGCAAUCUCAACAUGAGACCCGAACUUCUGAUUCCCUUAAUACAAGAGGAUAUCCAGGACUUCUGCUGUUGGCGCUGCGUGUCGGGUUCGGUUUUGUUGACCCUUACAAUACCCUUUGGAGGCUACGCACCCGGCCAGAAGAUCCCCUUCAAGUUGGAAGUCGACAACCAAUCGAGUCGCCGUGAUCUGGUCGGCAUGAAAAUGCGGCUGAAACAGAUCUUUAAACUGAAAGCAAACGAUCCCAAACAUUAUUCAUAUAAGGUAGAGCAUUUCGUGGCAGAAAGUUACCAAAAAGCCAAGGUUCUGAGGCUCUCAAAGAGGAUAAUCGAAGGCACGCUAACUAUUCCUCCAGUACCGCCCUCCUCCCGCAACAAUAAUGACAUCAUAUCGGCACCAUUCCAUUAAUCCAGAGCGCAGAAGAUCCCACGUAUGUGGCAGAGUUGAAUGCCCAAACGGAAGAUCUGCCGCCCAGCUACGACAAUUAUAG